Messenger RNA from Papaver somniferum (opium poppy), 1723 nucleotides. RefSeq names its product UDP-N-acetylglucosamine--N-acetylmuramyl-(pentapeptide) pyrophosphoryl-undecaprenol N-acetylglucosamine transferase-like. The record is from RefSeq and is a predicted model, not a curated record. The transcript is spliced from 5 exons. Gene Ontology annotation, molecular function: undecaprenyldiphospho-muramoylpentapeptide beta-N-acetylglucosaminyltransferase activity. Bases 149 to 1492 code for a protein of 447 amino acids. Lineage: Eukaryota; Viridiplantae; Streptophyta; Magnoliopsida; Ranunculales; Papaveraceae. Gene Ontology annotation, biological process: carbohydrate metabolic process.
GACGGUUUGUUUAGAACGAUCAUUUCUGUAGAAAAACCCUUGUCGGUCUCUUUCUACUGUAUUCCUAGUAUCACAGGAUUUCCUUCUUCUCAAAACUGAGAAGAGUUGCAAAUGAUCCCCUCGUUUCUUGAAUUAGCACCCAACUUUAAUGGCUUCUGUCACUCAUCCCUCAUUCACUCUCGUCUUCUCGAACUUACAGAAAAACACCUCUUCUUCUCCUUCUGGCUACCUCUACACUGCACCAUCAAGGGAUCUCAAGAAAAUCCACCGCUGUUUAUCAAUAAGUUGUAAAAAAGAUGAUAAAAAUCUCUCAUCUUCCACCACCACUACCACUACCAUUACAGCAAAUAAUAAAACUGAUCAAGUCCGUAUCAUGUUUACAGCUGGUGGAACUGGUGGUCACAUCUACCCUGCAGUUGCCAUUGCUGAUGAUCUGAAGGUUAUAAACCCUAACAUCCAGAUACUAUUUGUUGGUAAUCACAAAGGAAUGGAAAGCAUCGCUGUACCUUCCACUGGAUAUGAUUUUGUUUCCAUACCUUGCUUUCCUAUAGCUCGCCCAAUUUUAUUUUCUCCCACCAACCUUCUUUUUCCUUACCGUUUGAUCACAUCUAUGGUGAAAAGCUGGAAGGUCUUAAAAACUUUUGAUCCUCAGAUCAUUGUAGGCACUGGCGGAUACGUUUCUGCCCCAAUUUGUCUUACUGCAGCCCUCUUUCGAAGAGGCUUAAAUAAACUAGUAAUUCAGGAGCAGAAUUCUGUACCAGGUCUUGCGAAUUGGCUUCUUUCAUUUUUUGCUGAUUUCAUUUUUGUUGCUUUUCCAUCAUCAGUCAAGUAUUUUCCAAAUAAGAGUAGAUGUAUUAUAAGUGGGAAUCCUAUUAGGUUAUCUUUGAGGAAAUAUAUGUCAAAGGCUGUGGCGAGGAUGCAUUUCUUUCCUAGGGCUGCAAAGACUUGGGAUUUAGAAUCUAGGAUAGUGUUGAUUCUUGGAGGUUCACUAGGUGCAAAUGCCAUUAACAUUGCAGUACUAAAUAUGUAUUCUCGAAUGUUAUCUGAGCACAAGAACAGAUUUAUCAUCUGGCAGACUGGUGUCGACUCAUUCAAUGAGAUGGAGAGCCUUGUUAAGAAUCAUCCUCGCUUGGUAUUGACACCGUUCAUGCAUAAAAUGGAUUUGGCAUAUGCAGCUGCGGAUCUUGUUAUCUCAAGGGCUGGUGCAGUGACUUGCUCCGAAAUCAUGGCCACAGGAAAACCUUCUAUUCUGAUUCCAUCUCCAUAUGUUGCUGAAGGACAUCAAAUGAAAAAUGCAUUCAUUAUGGAAGACAUAGCAGGCUCUAAGGUGAUAACCGAGGAUGAACUUGAUUCAACUACACUUGGAAUUGCAAUAGAAGAGAUCUUAGGGGAUGAGAAACAGAUGGCAGAUAUGUGUGAGAAGGCUUUGAAAUCUGGAUGUCCUGAAGCCUCUGCGGAGAUUGCUCAACACAUUCUUUCACUUAUAAACUAGUCAACAACUAUCUAGGUAAACAAGUAAGUAGAAUAUAGUGCUGGUGAUAUGUAUUAAAGGAAAUUCCUUAGUAAUCACAAGUCGGCGUCAACAUAUUUCUUCUUUAUCAAAUUCAUUAGCCCCUCCACCUGCUCCUCCCUUUGUUGUAAUUCUCUUGCAAACCUAGAUGUACUAAUAUUCUUAGUUUGAUAUUAUCAUAUAAGCAAAAUGUAUUUAUCUGAUUCUUUUCAA